Messenger RNA from Didymosphaeria variabile, 1056 nucleotides. RefSeq lists its product as uncharacterized. The transcript is spliced from 2 exons. The record is from RefSeq and is a predicted model, not a curated record. NCBI's taxonomy places the organism in Eukaryota, Fungi, Ascomycota, Dothideomycetes, Pleosporales, Didymosphaeriaceae. Bases 1 to 1056 code for a protein of 351 amino acids.
AUGAGUGAUCCUACAGUCCAGCAGAGCGCCGUUACGGUGAGUCUGGAAGAUUUAAAGCAUGAUAAAGUAGACUUUUUGUCUCUGGAAGAAGCGUUUGGAGCCUCCUCUCUCGGCAUAAUCGUUGUGAAAGACCUUCCCGCAAAGUUUCACUCUCUUAGGCACCGCCUCCUCUCCUAUUCCUCAGCACUUGCCAGCCUGCCCAAAGAAGAGCUGGAAAAGCUUGAAUCUCCAGCAGCAAAAUGGCUGGUCGGCUGGUCUCUAGGAAAAGAAACUCUCAAAGACGGCCGCUACGACACACUCAAGGGAUCUUAUUACGUCAAUUGUUCUCCGCUCUUUCCCGGUCAACAGGCUACCGUGGCUGAAAAGUACCCUUCUUUCCCCGAGUACACGGCCCCCAAUGUAUGGCCAUCUAGAGACCUUCUACCGGAUUUCGAAGCCACCUUUAACGAGCUAUGUGCUUUGAUCAUUGACAUCGCCGCCCUGGUAGCACGCGCCUGUGACAAGUAUGCCGAAGCCAACAUCCCAGACUAUAAAAAGGGCUUCCUGGAGCACGUUGUGAAAACGAGCGUAAGCACCAAGGCGCGGCUACUACAUUACUUUCCCAAGGAAGGCGACGCCAAAGAAGGGGGCGAUGAAGACGACUGGUGCGCCACGCAUCUGGACCACGGAUGCCUCACCGGCCUAACAUCUGCCAUGUUCGUGGACGAGGCAGCACACCCGCCGCAGGCUGGCUCAUCUUUUGCUCCACUAAAGGAGCUCGAGCGCUCACCCGAUCCGAAGGCGGGACUGUACAUCCACUCGCGGACGGGCGCUGUUACGAAGGUCGGUAUACCGCGUGAUUGCUUGGGUUUCCAGACAGGAGAGGCACUAGAGAUUAUCACCAAGGGGAAGUUCAAGGCUGUUCCACAUUUCGUUCGGGGUGCAGGCGCGGGAAUCGGAGGAAAGGUAGCCAGGAAUACUCUAGCUGUGUUCACGCAGCCAAAUCUAUGGGAGAUGGUGGACGGGAAGAGGGACUUUGCGGCGUUUGCGAAGGAAAUCGUUGAGAAGAACCAUUAA